Messenger RNA from Aspergillus chevalieri, 948 nucleotides. Its product is annotated as urease accessory protein UreD. The record is from RefSeq and is a predicted model, not a curated record. Bases 1 to 948 code for a protein of 315 amino acids. Lineage: Eukaryota; Fungi; Ascomycota; Eurotiomycetes; Eurotiales; Aspergillaceae. The transcript has a single exon. Gene Ontology annotation, molecular function: nickel cation binding.
AUGACAACGAGUCUCCCUCGCAGGCGCACGGUUGGUGGCGGAGAGAUCGAUAUCGAGGCAUUCCAGCGAUCCUCCUCGAUCGCAACCCUCUCCUCCACAUACCCCUUGCGGCUCAUCUCGCACCCAGUUCGGACAAGCAGUCAGGCCGCCAUUAUUUUCAUGUCCUCCUAUGGAGGAGGACUUGUGGCUGGGGAUCAUGUUGAUAUGCAUGUUAGGGUCCGACCCAAGGCACGGCUAGCACUUCUGACGCAGGGAAGUACGAAAAUCUACAAAACACCAUCGAAAGACUUCUGCACGGAGCAGAAUCUCACCGCCACGAUAGAUGAGGGAGCAGCGCUGCUAUUGCUGCCCGAUCCUAUACAGCCAUUCAAGGCGAGUUCGUAUAAGCAAAGCCAAACGUUUCAUGUACAUCCGCAGCACUCCAGCGUGGCAUUUCUAGACUGGCUGUCAGCAGGCAGGGCCGCACGGGGAGAAGCAUGGGAGUUUUUCCAGUGGAGAGGGCGCAAUGAAGUGUGGUGCACUCUCCCCGCCAACGCAGCCCACGCGGCCCCGAAAAGGCUCUUGCUGCGGGACAACGUCAUCCUAGAUGGCAUGUCACCAUUAGAGCACAGCUAUCGCGAUGAAAUGGAUGAUUUGGGGAUAUUUGGCACCCUGGUCCUCCGGGGGCCAGUUUUUCAUCCGUUGGCGCUUUUCUUUCUGAAGGAAUUCACCAGUCUUCCGCGGGUCCGAGGGGUAUCCAACACAACACCGUCAAUCAUGAAAGCGGAAACAACACCAGCAGCAUCACCAAGGCUGACUUGGACUGCUGCGUCAAUACGGGGUUGUGUCAUCAUAAAGUUUGGGGCCAAAGAUGUUGACGAUGCCAAGCAAUGGCUGAGAGACAUGUUAGAGCGAGAGGGAACGGUGGAAAAAGAGUUUGGCAGACAUUCUCUACUGUGCUUACAGUAG